AUGGAGCACAGGGACGCCGACUUCAACAUCCUGCUUGCAACCGAUUCCUACAAGGUAACGCAUUACAAGCAGUACCCCCCAAACACGAGUAAAGUAUAUUCCUACUUUGAGUGUCGCGAGAAGAGGACGGAUCCCACCAAAAGCAGAAAAGUCAAAUACGACAAAACGGUCUUCUACGGCCUGCAGUACAUCCUCCACAAAUACCUCAAAGGCAAAGUAGUCACUCUGGAGAAGAUCCAAGAGGCCAAGGAGGUCUACCGGGAACACUUCCAGGACGAUGUUUUUAACGAGAAGGGUUGGACGUACAUUUUGGAGAAAUACAACGGACACCUGCCUAUAGAAAUCAAGGCAGUGCCGGAGGGAAGCGUGAUUCCCCGUGGCAACGUUUUGUUCACCGUGGAGAGCACCGAUCCUGAAUGCUACUGGCUCACCAAUUGGGUAGAGACCAUCCUAGUGCAGAUUUGGUACCCCAUUACCGUAGCGACCAAUUCCAGGGAGCAGAAGAAAAUCCUGGCCAGGUAUCUUCUGGACACAUCCGGAAACUUGGAGGGGCUAGAGUACAAACUGCACGACUUUGGAUACCGGGGAGUGUCCUCGCAAGAGACUGCGGGCAUCGGCGCCUCAGCUCACUUGGUCAACUUUAAGGGCACAGACACAGUUGCUGGUAUCGGCGUGAUCAAGAAAUAUUAUGGCACUAAAGACCCAGUUCCGGGCUUUUCGGUCCCUGCUGCAGAACACAGCACCAUCACGGCAUGGGGCAAGGACCACGAGAAGGACGCCUUCGAACACAUCGUCAAGCAGUUCCCCAGCGUGCCCGUCUCUAUUGUCAGCGACAGCUACGACAUCUACAACGCCUGCGAGAAGAUCUGGGGCGAGGAUCUGCGCGGGCUGAUCGAGUCGCGUAGCGCCGACGCGCCCCUCGUCGUGCGACCGGAUUCGGGCAACCCUUUGGAUACGGUUUUAAAGGUUUUGGAGAUCCUGGGCAAGAAGUUCCCACCAGAGGAGAACUCUAAAGGAUUCAAGGUGCUGCCUCCUUACAUCCGAGUUAUCCAAGGAGACGGAGUUGACAUUAACACUCUCCAGGAGAUCGUGGAGGGAAUGAAGGAGCACCGGUGGUCUAUUGAGAAUGUUUCCUUUGGUUCUGGAGGGGCUCUUCUGCAGAAACUUACCAGAGAUCUCCUCAACUGCUCCUUCAAAUGUAGCUACGUGGUUACCAACGGACUCGGGGUGAACGUCUUCAAGGACCCCGUGGCGGACCCGAACAAGAGGUCAAAAAAGGGACGCCUGUCUCUGCACCGGACUCAAAACGGAGAGUUUGUCACCCUGGAGGAGGGCAAAGGCGAUCUGGAGGAGUACGGAGUGGACCUGUUGCACACGGUCUUCCAGAACGGCAAGAUUGUGCAGACGUACACGUUUGACCAGGUCAGAGACAAUGCCAAGCUCAAGGAGAGUGAGCUCGACUAG
Molecule: messenger RNA, 1464 nt
Organism: Nerophis lumbriciformis (worm pipefish)
Lineage: Eukaryota; Metazoa; Chordata; Actinopteri; Syngnathiformes; Syngnathidae
Source: RefSeq, a predicted model, not a curated record